This is a messenger RNA of Exophiala bonariae, 1215 nucleotides long. RefSeq lists its product as uncharacterized. Bases 1 to 1215 code for a protein of 404 amino acids. Lineage: Eukaryota; Fungi; Ascomycota; Eurotiomycetes; Chaetothyriales; Herpotrichiellaceae. The transcript has 2 exons. The record is from RefSeq and is a predicted model, not a curated record.
AUGCCACCAAGAAGCAGGCACUCCAAAUCCGCCAGUGUCGCGUCCAGCACUGGCGGCAGCACCGCGGUCGCGAGCAAUGGAGAGAUGCUGCCACCUGCCACCGGCACUCCCAGCUCCUCCAAGGCCGGCUCGCCAGUCGCGCGCAAACCGAGGACGGGUUCGCGAUCAAGCUAUCCAGUUGCCAACGCCGUCUCCCCUGCUGUUGCGGGUAGCACGCCUGUCGUGCUCAUCCCCUCCAAGCAGCACCGAGCUGAACCCGCAGUGGUUUCCGCGCCCACAUACGACCUCACCGAAGAGGCAGCCAAGUUCGCUGUCACAGUGGUGUUGAGCACAAUCCUCGAAGCUGCAUUACAGACUGUAGCAGGCACAAUCGGCGUUGGCGACCUGGCGGCGGUAUCCAAGAGACCCGAGUCAUGGCUGGAGAUUGGUUCUCUCUUGGGCUGGAAGGUCGUGUUGCUGGGUGUUUACUGGGUAUUUGAAUUUGAUGCCUACGACGUGGCAUCCCUCACGCUUCUCCUGAGCACACCGACCACACUCCUCCUGGGCCUGUUCUACAGCAUCUCACCCGUCACCCUGAUCAGCACCACCCUCUCCUCGAUCCUCUCUACCUCAGCACCAUACUACUUCCUCCGGCCACUCUCACCAAGCCACAACCCCAGCGCCGCGCCACGCAGCAGCUUGCGCAACCGCUCGAUCCUCACCGACCCGUACACGACCAUCGCAACCUCGCUCCUCGCGUCGGCCAUCUUCGCCGUCCUCCUCGAAGCCUCGUUCGCAACGUUCCUCCCGGAAUACCUCGUCGUGCAUUUCACGGGUCUGCGCAGCAUCGAAGCAGCGCAUCUCGGCCCCUCAGGUCUCCCAACGCUGCUCCUCGCGCUCCUCCCCGCCGGCUUCGCCACGCAGGAAUACAUCUUCGCGCCGAGCACGGCCAAGUCGCUGCCGAGCGGGCCCGUCGACGCCUUCGACGCCGUCACCGCCUCCUUCUCCGCCCAUGUCUACCACAACGCCUGGGGCUGGUACUCGGUGCGCCAGAAGGAGUUGAUCUCCCGCACCGCUGUCCUCACGGCUCUGAUCGUCGCGCAGACGCUGCUGCAUGUCGGUGGCACGCUCAACGGCGUCGACUUUGAGGGUGCGCUGGGCUAUGCGAGUAUCUGGGGCGGCGGUGCGGUCGUCGUCGGUGCCGUGUUGGAUUGGGUUGGUGGACCGAGCGAUUAA